AUGGACGAAAAACAGCCUGACGCAGUACCACAACGCGUGGACUCAACCCAAGUCGACGAUGCCGUCGCCUACCUCGAUGGCCACGCCGACGGAGCUGAGAGCUCCUACGUGGAUCUGGCGGCCCUGCGUCGCAAGAUCGAUCGGCGUCUGAUGCCGUAUAUGUUCUGCUGCUAUGUGCUCCAGUUUCUGGACAAGGUCAUGCUGAACUAUGCGGCCGUGAUGGGGUUGAAGAAGGACUUGAAACUCGCAGGGAACGAGUUCUCCAACACGGCUAGCUGGUUUUUCAUUGCCUACCUGAUUGCCGAAGCCCCUAAUGUGUACUGUCUGCAGAAGAUCCCCGCGGCCAAGUGGCUAGGAGGCAACGUCUUCCUCUGGGGAGUUGCAGCGGCCGCCUCAGCAGGCGCCUACAACUACCAAGGACUGCUGGCAGCUCGGAUCUUCCUGGGUAUCUUUGAGGCGACAGUUGGUCCGUCGUUGAUGCUCCUGAGCAGCCAGUAUUACACGCGCAGCGAACAGGCGCCGCGCUUUGCCUUCUGGUACUCGGGGCUGGGCGUUGCACAGAUCAUCGGUGGCAUUAUCUCAUUCGGCUUCCAGCAGGUCAAGCAUGAGUCGCUGGAGGGGUGGCGGAUUAUGUUCCUUGUGCUGGGGCUGGUGACCUCGUUGGUGGGCGCGCUGACCUUCUUUUUCAUUCCCGAUACGCCGGUCAAGGCGUCGUGGCUGAGUGACAGCGAGAAGGUGGCGCUGCUGCAGCAUGUCAGCGAGAACCAGACCGGCGUGUGGAGCACGUCCCUGAACCUGAAGCAGAUCUGGGAGGCGUUGUUUGACACGCAACUGUGGUUGUUGACCUUGACAACCAUCCUCAUCUCCGUCUCCAGCGGCGUCGUGACCACCUACUCGUCGACCCUGAUCGCUUCCUUCGGAUUCACCGGCCCGAUCUCCGCGCUCCUCAACACGCCCUCAGGCCUAGUCAGCAUCUUCUUCUCGCUCCUCGUCGGCUUCGGCAUCCGCAAGUCCUCGCACCGCUGGGCCUGGAACGUCCUCUGUACGAUCCCAGGAAUCAUCGGAGGCGGGCUCAUGUCAUUCCUCCCGAAAAGCAACACCGCCGGCGUGCUCAUCGGCAUUUAUCUAGUCAACGCCAUCGUGGCCACCCUCCCGAUCCUGUACCAGUGGACCAUGGCCAACUGCGCCGGCCACACGAAGCGCGCCUUCGCCAGCGCCCUGGUCGCGGGCUCGUUCUCUGUCGGCAACAUCAUCGGCCCGCAGACGUUCCAGGCGCACGAUGCACCCGAGUACAAGCCGGCCAAGAUUGCGGUGCUCGCGACGCAGGCGGCGGCGGCGGUGCUGUCGGUCGUGCUGUUUGGGUACUAUCUGUUGCAGAACCGGCGCCGCGAUCAGACGCGCGGCCGCGUGGAUGAGUCGAUGGUUGAUGAGACCAAGUGGGCUGGGCUUACUGAUAAGCAGAACCCCUCUUUCCGCUAUGUGUAUUAA
Messenger RNA from Penicillium alfredii, 1488 nucleotides. RefSeq names its product putative MFS transporter. The record is from RefSeq and is a predicted model, not a curated record. The transcript has 4 exons. Gene Ontology annotation, molecular function: transmembrane transporter activity. NCBI's taxonomy places the organism in Eukaryota, Fungi, Ascomycota, Eurotiomycetes, Eurotiales, Aspergillaceae. Gene Ontology annotation, cellular component: membrane. The coding region runs from base 1 to 1488 and encodes 495 amino acids. Gene Ontology annotation, biological process: transmembrane transport.